UUGUAUUCCGUAGCCAUAUUGACUUAUUGUGCAAAAAUAAAGAGUGUAUUUAGACAUUAGGUACAUCUUGAAUUUGAUACAAUGAAUAAUAAAGAUAAUUUCAGUGAAGAUAUAUUUGAGUAUAUUAAAGUUAGUGAAGAUGAAGAUGAUUCAAAUGCUGUUGAAAUUCCUUGUGAAUUAGACGGGACCUUAUUGCUAUCUACGCUAGUGGCACAAUUCCCUGGAGCUUGCGGACUCAAAUACCGCCAUCCUGAUAGCAAAACUAUUCGGGGAAUACGUCUUAGUGAUGGCAAAUUGCAUCCACCGAGUGAACAAGGUUGGGCAAAACUUUUAUUUAUAUGCGUUUUUCCAAAGGAAAAUAAACGCAAAAUGGAAGACGUAUCACCGGAAAAUUCAGCGGCUAAAACUAAACGCUUAGAAAAGAAACUAACUUGUUCUGAUUUGAUAUGUCUUGGCUUACCUUGGAAAUCAACUGAAGAAUCAAUUAAACAAUAUUUUGAAAAGUUCGGCGAAGUUGUAAUGGUUCAGUUAAAACGAGAUAAAAACGGAUUGUUUAAAGGCUUCGGCUUUAUAAGGUUUGCUACAUAUGCCUCACAAAUGCGAGCUCUUGCUCAAAGGCAUAACAUAGACGGUCGCUGGGUUGAUGUUCGUAUUCCUAAUUCUAAAGAGGGAGUAGUACCGCAAAUGCCUUGUAAAGUUUUUGUCGGCAGAUGUACAGAAGAUAUGACAGCAGAUGAUUUGAGAGAAUAUUUUUCAAAGUUUGGUGAAGUAACAGAUGUCUUUGUUCCGCGACCGUUCAGAGCAUUCGGGUUCGUUACUUUCUUAGAUCCAGAAGUGGCACAAAGUUUAUGUGGUGAAGACCACGUUAUAAAAGGUGCAUCAGUUUCUGUGUCAAGUGCUGCACCAAAAAUUAAAAGUAAAUCUAAUCCUAAUUGGAAAGAUGACUCCUAUGGACCAAACAAUUGGGAAGGAAAUCGGUCAGGUCCAUCUGGAGGGUCAAAUGGCAGUGGCAGCAACAAUAACAUUGAUACUCUCAAUAUGCAGAACUUAGGCAUAAAUCCAAAUGGUGGUCCACCAGCUAACUUCAAUUUGCCAAUAAGUCUUGUUGCUGCAGCUUUGAACCAAGCUGGCUGGGGUGGAUUUUUGGGUGGUCCAGGUAAUUCAGGUCCAAAUAAUUGGCAGGGUGGCCCUCCUCAAGGCAGUGGAGGUAAAAAUUGGAAUAAUAAUCAAAAUUGGGGUCAAAAUGGACCUCCCCCAUCAUGGAAUCAAAGUAAUAAUCCAGGCUGGAAUGGUGGAAAAAAUGGCAAUUGGAAUCAAGGCAACUGGCCAAAUGGACAAGGAUGGGGUGGUAAUGGAGGGGGAGGUUCAGGGAGUUCAGGGUCUAAUGGUGGAUGGAAUAACAACAAACCCCAGACAUGAGGUGAGCGUACACUAGAAAUGUUCAUAGCAGAGAUGAUUGUGUGGGGAGGUAUAAGAUAAGUGUUUAAAUGUUAUUGAUUUUGCUAUUUAUGUGAAUAUACAUAUAUUAAUAGUGAUAUGAUAGUUUUAUCACAAAAAUCAAUUGUAAAAAGAUAAAACAGAUUGUAGUAGAUUUAAGGUGACAUUGUUCUGUGUGUAAUUUGUGAUAUGGCAUGAUGUGAGAGAUAUUGAAUUAAUAAAGUAUGCAUUCUGAGAUGGAUGUUUCAAUUGCGCUGUUGGGUGGGUUAAUAAUUGUGUAUCAUUGAAGAAUGAUAGAUUUAAGGGUGAAAUUUUAUUUUAUCAACAUUUAUUGAGUAAUGGAAUUGGUUGAUUGCAUUGAUCUCAAUUCUUUAGGAAUUGAGUAUGAAUGUAUUUGGAUAUGGAGUGAGUUAAAAUAUGGUAUGUAUAUAAAUGAACAUGUGUAGCAGACGUCUCGGCGUCUGAGUGAGUGAUAGUCAAGAUGUGGCUACUCAAUGCUGCUGGAAUUAGAAAAGUACCGUCUGAGUGCGUCUGCAUCAAAGUGAUACAUUUUGUUGAUUUGGGAAUAAUCAAAUGGAGUAAUGAAUUAUCAUUGAAAGAAAAACAUUGAUGAAAUUUAUAUAAAAAAUUGGAAGGUGCAAUGGACGUCACAUCAUGGAUGGAGAUGGAUAGAAAUUGCAAUGUAUUUUUGUUGAAUAGUUUUUAUUAAAACAUUGUUGAAUGAGUUUUAAUAAACUUUAUAUUUACA
Messenger RNA from Nymphalis io (European peacock), 2185 nucleotides. Its product is annotated as TAR DNA-binding protein 43-like. Gene Ontology annotation, biological process: regulation of gene expression. Lineage: Eukaryota; Metazoa; Arthropoda; Insecta; Lepidoptera; Nymphalidae. The transcript has 3 exons. The coding region runs from base 82 to 1419 and encodes 445 amino acids. The record is from RefSeq and is a predicted model, not a curated record. Gene Ontology annotation, molecular function: RNA binding. Gene Ontology annotation, cellular component: nucleoplasm.